ACAUACGCUCCAGUCCACCUGACCUCUGGAAUGAAGGUGGACAAGUGAACAACUGCCUCAGUUAGCGUGGCUGGCAACUGCAUGCGCAUCUCGAAAUGAAGAUCCACGGCCGCGGAAGCUUUCAGGAGAUUGUCAAGGCUGUUGAGAGUACACAGCCGGGCCAAUUCCGCUGCCACCGUUUCGCCCUCCGCCCUCCGCGCGUCGUGAGUGGGACCAGAGACGAGAUCUACGAGCUCACACUCGCGUACGCGCUGGAGUCUGGGAGACGAGGGAAACGAGAUGAGCAGUCUGCCGUCGAAAUGCAACGGCGGGGGGCCCAGGUCUGGAACCCCUCGUUCAAUAUGCACGUCGAGUGUCACGCCUCCCUUUUUGCCUCCGCUUUUGCUGCUGGGUCCACUUCACGAUGCUUGGCGCGGCGGUGGUGGAGUUGGCUUGUGUGGUCCACGUUACGUGUUGUUCAAGGGCCCGUGUUGUACGGUACAGCAGCGCCUGGCCCAGUAUGCUCAUGGACCGGGUCCGGCAACAAGGAGAGGCUUCUGCUCGUUACGCAGCGUAGCGGAAGGCGCGCGUAGUUGCGGCUAUGUGAUGGUCGGCCCUAUCCGUGUCAGGCGUAGGCGGCCUCGGUCUGCGGAAUGCAGCAUAGUCGCAGUUCUAGAAGGAGCCGAUCGAAGGAACGGAGCUCCGGCCGCGUCCUUUUGGACUCGAGGGGACAGGGACAGGCCCUCAGUCAUUGUUGCCGAGCGUUGCUGAG
Molecule: messenger RNA, 751 nt
Organism: Microdochium trichocladiopsis
Lineage: Eukaryota; Fungi; Ascomycota; Sordariomycetes; Xylariales; Microdochiaceae
Exons: 1
Coding region: 96-572 (158 amino acids)
Source: RefSeq, a predicted model, not a curated record